Molecule: messenger RNA, 2313 nt
Organism: Ophidiomyces ophidiicola
Lineage: Eukaryota; Fungi; Ascomycota; Eurotiomycetes; Onygenales; Onygenaceae
Exons: 3
Coding region: 1-2313 (770 amino acids)
Source: RefSeq, a predicted model, not a curated record
AUGCUUAAAAACUCUUCAGAUGGACAACACUCCAGCGCCUUGCCGCCCUAUUCCGAGCCUCCUGCUGCAGAUGCCAAUGGCAAACAACACCUGGGACCUGGAGUUCGGCCACUGAACCUAGACUUGCCCACAGAUCAAAGCAGUAAACAAUCUGCAGAAAUUACUUUAGACGAGUGUAUUGCUCAUUUGAAACUACUCGCUGCCUUCGCAGAUCUUCGUGACACCAUUUCCCAGUCAGAUGGGCUUUUCGGCCUAGAAGAUGCAAACUUCGUCGAUCCAAAUACUCCUAAAGACCAAAGAGAUACAAUCAUUGCACUUGUUCGGGAGAAGAGAUGGGCAAUAUAUGUUGCGCGGGCGGUAAGUAGGUUCGAAGUCUGGUUUCUUGAUGUGCUACAAGAAGGACCUGGAUCAUGUCAAGGCAGGAUUACGAUACGGGAUAUAGAGGAGAACUCGGGGUGGGAACAUUUCCCAAGUUGGUCAAAGAGGAUAUCUUGGACGGCAGAUUCUCUGCCCCCUUUGGACGUCCUUAUGGUGUGGCAUGCGUAUAUGCUUAAUCCGAGAUUCUUCCUUGAGGAUUGCUUACGAUUCGGCAAGAUGAGUUUCUGGGCCUCCGGCAUGCCAUGGGCCGUGUUGAAUGCCUCGAUUGACAACCACACCUUUGACUACGCUCCAGGAAGGGAGGCUCGAAGCAAUUUCGAGCAAAAGACUUCAUUAUCGUGGGAAAGUUUGUAUGACCCAAUUUAUAAGAUUAUCAGUUGCCCAGGAUGCGGAACGCCACAAGAGGCAUCUUGGGUAGGGGACGUGACGCGAAUCGGCACGAUCGAGAUGCCGUUUAAAUAUUGCAAAGGCUACGCGGACCAUAACUUUCAGCUCUCAUGUGGAAAAUGCAGGCUAGUAUUCUAUCACGAGAAUCUCCACGCAGCCAAGUUUCUCCGAGACAUGAAGGAGUUAUCCGAUUUUAAUAUUCCAAUGCCAGGCACUGUACUUUCCAUGGAAGGGGUACCAAAACGGCCGGAGAAUAAAAGCCAUUCUUUCUUAUUCCCGAAUAAAUUAAUAUUAAAUGCCCUUCAUCAACAACUGUUGCGGACACUGAAUUUUCGUUUGAAUCCUCAUGCAACGAUGAAAGACGUUCGCUCACUGAUUGAAACGGCGAUCGACUCCAGGCGUACCAUAUCCCAGGCAAACCGUUCAAUCUCAGGAAGGCUUAUCCUGGAAGAGAAAGUUUCUGUUCGGAGAAUGAUGUCACGAUACUGGGACAACUCUUCGCCAUUUGCCCUUGACCUUAUCGGUGCUGUGAUUCGCCAAGGCGUUUUUAUAGAUAAGAUGGACAACAUUGACUGGAUCCACUCUCCUGCUCUAGAUGCUACAAUGUCGCGUCUAAUUCAGAAAUAUAAAGUAUUCUUCAGAAUUAUGGCUGAUAACCCGGGGAAAGUGGCAGUCCCAACACUUGACGUCGACCUAGCCUGGCACACUCAUCAGCUAUCGCCUCAGCGUUACUUUGUCUAUUCCGUCAAAACGACCAAAGGGAGGUUUGUCAACCAUGAUGACAAGAUAGACCAGCAUAGGCUAUCGGAUGGAUUCGCGUGGACCUCAAAAAUGUAUCAAAAAUACACCAGGGGAGAAAUAUACAGCGAGUGUACCUGCUGGUACUGCGAAGCGGUCCGACAGUCCAACGGUACCAAUAGCCUGUUCUCAAGUGCCCGCUCCAAUGCCAUUGCACUUCAUGAUCAGCCAGACAUCACUUCCGAUCCCACGAAAAACCCACACAUCUCGGCUCACAAUUCUGUUUUUCCUAGAGGAGACCCACGCCAACACAUUACAUUCCUCAAGCUACAACGAGACCACGAACGCGCCAAACGGCGGUGGGGGAAACGCAACAAGAGCAAGGACAAGGGCAAAAAUGGGACUACUAGCAAUAGUCACUAUUCUACCACCGCCAUGGUGUAUGGUUGCCCCAUUGUAGUGCCGUUCUAUCUCCCAUAUGCGCCAGAUCCAUCCGGAAUUGCGUGGCGCACACAUGCGGAUCCUUCACAGCUACGGGAGGUGCUUGUCAAGGAAGCGCUGGUGGCGGAUGCGGGGGUUCCGGAGGCUGCGCGGGAGGCGGAAGUGGCGGAACUGGCGGAGGCUGCGGAGGCGGAGGCGGAGACGGAGGCGGCGGAGGGGGUUGUGGAGGUUCUUAGGGCGGGAUUUUCGUCCCAUUACAUCUUCUCACGAAAUUGGACGAUAGCUAAUUUUGGAACUCUUAAUGCCAAAUGCCCAGCCUUAUGGGCUAGGGCAUCGAAAAUGACUAUCGUAACCAUCGUUGUGAAUUAA